Molecule: messenger RNA, 3882 nt
Organism: Arachis ipaensis
Lineage: Eukaryota; Viridiplantae; Streptophyta; Magnoliopsida; Fabales; Fabaceae
Source: RefSeq, a predicted model, not a curated record
CUCUUACGAGAGUUUCCGUUCUCGUUUUUUCUUCCUUUCUCCAAACACACUCUCUCUCUCUCUCUAAAACGCAGACUCUAACUUUCUUUUUCAUCACCAUCGCCGGAAAGAAUGGUCUAGACGGGAAGAUGAUAAAGUGAUUGUUUCUUUUGAUUUGAUUUGGAUUGAGAUUUUUGGACCAUUAUGUAUUUUGUGAAAGGUGGUUAUCAUAUUUGAGAUCAUGUGAAAUGAAGGGCUGUUUAUCAUUAUUCUCUGUUUCACACGUAUUUUAAACUGUGAAGACAGAUUAAGUUGGUUUUAUAUUUUGUGGAUUGAACUCUUUGGUUGUGGCUGCUGAAAAUUAUACUAGUUUUAUUUUUCUUAACCGUGGAGUUAAUGUCGCAAAGAUGAUUUCUAUACACAAUAAAUUUAUGGGGGAAAUAGAAUUUUAUUCAUGUAGGUGGUGUGUGCAUAUGGAUAAGAACAAACGAUGUUAUCAUUUUUAAAUUCAUCUUCUCUUUCUUAUGUGAUGGUUUUAAGAGUUAAGAUGUGAUGUUAGAGUGAAUGGAUAUCUCAUGAACAAAAUUGAACCACAGUGGUUGUCUGGUAAUAGUGACUGUCAGUGGUAAAGAUGAAAACUAGCUAACUGGUAAACUUGCAAAGUGAGGAUGUUUCUUCAUCUACAUGAAGUUAUAUCAUUACAGUGUUCAUGAAUGCCCUGAGGAUUGUAUUUUGUAGUAAUUGUUUUGGGCAUUAUCAUGUUUGGAUCACUAGAGUACUUACUUGUGUGCUUCUUUGCCUCUUGCUUUUCUCUUGGGACCCUAGAAAGAAGUAAUUUAUUUAUUUAUUAUUUAGUUAUGAUUUGAUAGGAGAGAAGGACAUAAAAGAAAGAUACUCCUUGACUGGCCAUGGCAUCAAGAUCAUAUGCUAAUCUCUUUGACUUAGCUUCUGGAGGAGAUUUGCUGGAUAUUCCUCGCACCCCAAGAGCUCUUCCAAGGAUUAUGACUGUUCCUGGAAUUAUCUCUGACCUUGAUAGUUGUGGUGCUAAUGAUGGGGAUUCAGAUGUUAGCUCCUCUGGUUGCCGGGAGCGGAAGAUCAUUGUCGCAAACAUGCUGCCAUUGCAUGCUAAAAGAGAUGCAGAAAAUUCUAAGUGGUGCUUCAGUCGGGAUGAGGAUUCAAUUUUACUACAAUUGAAAGAUGGUUUUUCUUCUGAUACGGAGGUAAUUUAUGUGGGUUCACUUAAGGUUGAUAUAGAUGCCAGUGAGCAGGAAGAAGUUGCCCAGAGAUUACUGGAUGACUUCAAUUGUGUACCUACCUUCCUAUCGCAUGAUCUCCAGAAAAAGUUCUAUCUUGGGUUUUGCAAGCAGCAGCUCUGGCCUCUCUUUCAUUAUAUGCUACCAGUGUGCCCAGAUCAUGGUGAUCGCUUUGACCGCAUACUAUGGCAGGCUUAUGUUUGUGCAAACAAAAUAUUUGCCGACAAGGUUAUGGAAAUAAUCAAUCCUGAUGAUGAUUUUGUCUGGGUUCAUGAUUAUCACCUGAUGGUUUUGCCUACUUUCUUGAGGAAGCGAUAUAAUCGAGUUAAACUUGGAUUCUUCUUGCACAGUCCUUUUCCUUCAUCUGAAAUUUAUCGAACUUUACCUGUAAGGGAUGAAAUUUUGAGGGGACUUCUGAAUGCUGAUUUAAUUGGUUUUCAUACAUUUGAUUAUGCACGCCACUUCCUUUCUUGCUGCAGCAGAAUGCUAGGUCUGGACUAUGAAUCUAAGCGAGGACAUAUAGGACUUGAUUACUUUGGCCGUACUAUAUUUAUCAAAAUUUUGCCGGUUGGCAUUCACAUGGGUAGGCUUGAAUCUGUAUUAAAUCUUCCUUCUACAUCUGCUAAACUAAAAGAGAUUCAGGAAGAGUUUGAGGGUAAGAAGGUGAUUGUUGGUGUUGAUGAUAUGGAUAUUUUUAAAGGCAUCAGUUUGAAACUUCUAGCUGUGGAGCAUCUGCUGCAGGAGAAUCCAGAUAUGCAGGGCAAAGUUGUCCUUGUUCAAAUUGUAAAUCCUGCGAGGGGUUUAGGGAAGGAUGUUCAGGAAGCAAAGAAGGAAACAUAUUUAAUUGCCCAGAGGAUUAAUGAUACCUAUGGAUCAGAGGAAUAUCAGCCUGUCAAACUCAUUGACCGCCAUGUUCCUCGAUUUGAGAAGAGUGCUUAUUAUGCUGUAGCUGAAUGUUGCAUUGUAAAUGCAGUAAGGGAUGGCAUGAACCUUGUCCCAUACAAAUAUCUUGUCUGCAGGCAACGAACUGCUAAACUAGAUGAAGCAUUGGGUAGGAAAGUUGAUUCUCCUCGAACAAGCAUGCUUGUUGUGUCUGAGUUCAUUGGUUGUUCACCUUCUCUUAGUGGGGCUAUCAGGGUCAAUCCCUGGGACAUUGAUGCUGUUGCUGAUGCUCUGAGCUUGGCCCUUACAAUGAAUGAUUCUGAGAAGCAAUUGCGCCAUGAGAAACACUAUCGGUAUGUCAGUUCUCAUGAUGUAGCAUAUUGGGCACGCAGCUUUAUGCAGGAUUUGGAGAGAGCCUGCAAAGAUCAUUACACCAAAAGGUGCUGGGGAAUUGGCUUGGGUCUAGGGUUUAGAGUUGUUUCUCUUUCUCCUGGAUUUAGGAAGUUGUCUAUUGAUCAUGUUGUUUCAGCUUACAAGCGAACCAAUAGAAGGGCCAUCUUUCUUGAUUAUGAUGGUACUGUUGUACCACACUCUUCUAUAAAUAAAGUCCCCAGCCCGGAAGUCAUAUCUGUGCUAAACGCUCUGUCUAGUGAUCCCAAGAACAUUGUUUUCAUUGUUAGUGGGAGGGGAAGAGAUUCUCUGAGUGAUUGGUUCAGUUCAUGCCAAUUGCUGGGACUUGCUGCUGAGCAUGGUUACUUUUUAAGGUGGAGUAGAGAUUCUGAAUGGGAAUGCAGUCACUUGUCUGCAGACCUUGACUGGAAAAACAUAGCAGAACCUGUCAUGCAGUUGUAUACAGAGGCAACUGAUGGUUCCAGCAUUGAAAUUAAGGAAAGUGCUUUGGUGUGGCAUCAUCAAGAUGCAGACCCGGAUUUUGGUUCCUGCCAAGCCAAGGAAUUGUUGGAUCACUUGGAAAGUGUACUUGCAAAUGAACCAGCAGUUGUUACGAGAGGCCAGCAUAUUGUUGAAGUUAAGCCACAGGGAAUAAGCAAAGGUUUGGUAGCCGAAAAGGUUAUAUCAACCAUGUUUAAUGGUGGUAAUCCACCGGAUUUUGUUAUGUGCAUUGGCGAUGAUAGGUCUGAUGAAGACAUGUUUGAGAGCAUUUUAAGGUCAGUAUCCUGCCCGUCAUUACCAGCGACUCCAGAGAUUUUUGCCUGCACUGUAGGUAGGAAGCCGAGCAAGGCGAAGUAUUUUCUUGACGACACUUUGGAUGUAGUGAAGUUACUUCAGGGUCUUGCUUCUUCAUCCAAUCCAAAACCCAGGCAUCUUGCGCAAUUCCAAGUUUCUUUCGAGAGCACAAUUUGAGAGUUUGAAGGUAGGGCAAGGCAACCUUUGUUGAUUUGUUGUGCUGCUCAGUGCUCUACCUGGGAGGAUUCUUCAGCUUUGAAUCAGAGAAAAAGUUUUGGUUAUUUAAUCUUAACAUGACCGAACCGCACCAUGCUGUUGUCGGGCUUCUAAUAUUCCUUGCUUGCAUGGUUCCUGGUGGUAUAGGUUUUUUCUGAAUAGUGAGUCUCAUGGAUGGCCUGACAAAUUCUUCUUUUCUGUAAAUGGUAAUUGGUAACAACAUCAAUUGUUACAUUUGUUGGUGCAACGACGCCGAGAUCUUAAGUUGUGCUUUUUGUUAGAAUGGUGUAUCGGUGUUGUGCACCAAAACUUGUAUAGUUUACAAUAUUUUUCUUACAAAUAUAUAAUGGCAAUCGGGUUUGAUAUA